Cylicocyclus nassatus is the source of this 1249-nucleotide messenger RNA. NCBI's taxonomy places the organism in Eukaryota, Metazoa, Nematoda, Chromadorea, Rhabditida, Strongylidae. The record is from the annotation of a GenBank genome assembly.
AUGACCCAAACUAUUAAUUGUUCCGAAAUGUCCAUUGCUAUCGCACAAGUUGGCACCGUGAUUUAUGACACUCCAUCGACUUUGGACAAAUUGGAACGGAUUACUAACGAAGUCGCUAACAAAGGUGCCAAGCUGAUUGUGUUCCCAGAGGCUUUUAUUGGUGGCUACCCAAAAGGCCUGGACUUUGGCAUUGUCUUGGGGACACGAUCACCAGAAGGUCGCGAUGAGUUUGCAAAGUACUAUAAUUCAGCGAUCGAAGAAAAUGGUCCGGAAUCUAGACGUAUAGCGGAACUUGCUAGUACUUUGGGCAUAAAUAUUGUGACCGGCGUUGUCGAAAAACAAGGAGGCACAUUGUAUUGUUCGGUUUUCUUCUAUGGACCCGAAGGAUACCUUGGAAAACACCGUAAGCUAAUGCCAACAGCUAUGGAACGAUGCGUAUGGGGCAACGGAGACGGAUCUACCAUGCCGGUGUACGAUACGCCUAUAGGAAAAAUUGGUGCUGGAAUAUGUUGGGAAAAUUAUAUGCCUAUGUAUAGAAUGACUUUAUACAAUAAAGGUAUAGAAAUUUACUGUGCUUGUACGGUAGAUGAUCGUGAUACAUGGCUUUCGACAAUGCGAACAAUAGCGCUCGAAGGCCGGUGUUUUGUAAUCUCUUCGGCUCAAUUUUUGAAGUCAUGCGACUAUCCAGAGAAUCAUCCAAUGCGUGAAAAGCAUGGAUUAGACAAGAUAUUGAUAAGAGGAGGCUCUUGUGCAGUGGAUCCGCUGGGUAAAAUACUUGUGGAACCAGACUUCACAAAAGAAUUAAUCCACUUUGUAAAUAUUGACCUCUCCGAUAUAGCACGUGCUAAGAUGGAUUUAGAUACUGUAGGGCAUUACAGUCGCCCUGAGGUAUUCCAACUGAUAGUAAACGAAAAGCCUUACCAUCCUGUGGUUCGACGCGCGGACUGACCGAGGACCUCUCUGGAAGAAAAAAGUCUUUGCUGCCUGCCAACAAAUUGCUCCAAUCCGGCUAAACCCUUCUACCUUCACUACCUGCUCAUCGAUAUUUCAUACAAUGUAAAUUGUCAUACUAACAUACGACAGCUUAUAUCAUGUCGAAUCAAAUAAUUGAGCAAAUAAUUCAUCCAUCGAAAGCACGACUACAGUGCUUUCCAAUUUGCAUCAGAUCUGAGCUUAUCAAUAAAUCACUUACACUGUCCCCACGUAUGUUCUUGUAUACAUGUAAUUCUUCAAGCUUCUUGGUCGACUU